UUAUUUACUGUUCUAGUUAUUUCACGGACUGGCUCGACAUUUUAGCUAAGACAUUGGUCAGUGAAUUUGGUGUGUUUUUCGUUCGAUUAUUUCUGCGUAUUUCUCGAAAUGAGGGGCCUCGUUCUUUCCAUAAUGUUCUGUGGCCUUCGCGGUGCAUUUGCGGUGACGCACUCCUGGAAGGCCUUUUACACUGCCAGUACAGGGCUGAGUGAGUUUCCUCAGUUUGUUGCUGUGAACAUUGUGGACGAUGAGCCAGUCGGGUACUUCGACAGCAGGACCAGCAGCUUUCAAUACAGACAGAAGUGGAUGGAGGAGAACCUGGGGCCGGAAUACCUGAAGCAACAGACCGACGUUCUUAAGGGUCACAUCCCAAGUUUCAAAGCCAAUGUGGGAAUUCUCAUGGAGAGCUUCAACCAAUCAGGAGGUGUGCACACUUUCCAGUGGAUGUUCGGCUGUGAGUGGGAUGAUGAGACCGGGGCCACAGGAGGGUUCAGUCAGUAUGGGUACGACGGGGAAGACUUCAUUACUUAUGACAUGGAAAACCAGCGUUGCGUUGCAUUGGCGCAGUCGGGAUUUAGCAUUGCACAAAAAAAGAAUAAUGACCCAGCUCGGCUUGAGCACUGGAAGUACUGCCUGACCCAGGAGUGCGUUGACGGGCUGAAGAAGUAUGUGAGCUACGGGAGGAGCGCUCUGGAGAGGACAGUUGCUCCUAAGGUCUCUCUGCUGCAGAAGGACUCCCCCUCUCCUGGUCUUACCUGUCAUGUGACCGGAUUCUACCCCCGUGGCUUCAUGGUAACCUGGCAGAGAAACGGAGAGGACCUGUAUGAGGACGUAGAGCUGGGGGAGACGGUGCCCAACGGGGACGGAACAUUCCAGACCAGAUCUCACCUGUCAGUGAAGCCUGAGGACUGGAAGAGCCAAGAGUACACCUGUACUGUACAGCACAAGAGCCUGGAACAGGACAUCGUUCUGUCUGUCAAAGAGGAGAACAUCAAGAGGAACAGCGAUAUCAAGAGAGAGGAGCUGGAGGAGAGCUACAGCAAGAGGAUCCCACACACACACACACACACACACACACGUACAAUACACGCACACACAUACAAUACACACACACACACACACACACACACUCACACACACACAUGCAUGUACAAUACACACACGCACGUACAAUACACGCACACACGUACAAUACACACACACGCACACACAAUACAAACAGACACACACACAUGAACACACACGCGCACACAAAUAUUUUCACCUUUUUAUUAUGAUCAUCUACAGCUGGUGAUAGUCUGGUGUCCCUUAAGAACUGUUUAGAAAUUAUUUGAAAUGUUGUUGUUUUUUAGAAGCUGAACUAAUAUACGCUUAUUUCAUUAUAAAAAAUCAGUUCCCAGUGGUCGACCCAACAAAUGGUGUGGCCACCCAUUUUGGCUGGAAGCCCUCAAAACUUAAACAGCCCCCAGAACAAUGUCGAUGGUUGUUAUGCAUUGCAUUUGAUAGCACCUUUAACUCAUUAUCUCAGAAGGCUUUACAGUGAAGGGGGUUACCUCUCCUGUGUAGCCCCCACCAGCGUGGUGCACAGCAGCCAUUUUGCGCUGGAACACUCACUGCAUAUCAGUAGUUACAGUCACUUACUGCAGCAGUUAAAAUGGGGGCUUAUCAGGUGGUUGCUAACCUGGGGAUUUUCUGACAAUAGUCAUUGGAUUAAGGGUUCAUCUGACUAAACAUUGAAUGUUAAUGCUGUCCUGAUUCUUUGUUUUCUCUCAAAUACACUGUACUGUUCGCAUUGGUGGACACAUUAAAGUCCAAAAGAUCAUGUACAUUAUUUUAGCUGGUAUGUGCCUAUGAAUUAAUUAAUUACUAUUGUAUAUAUUGAUCAUGAAAUGUUUGAUGAUAAUUGUUAUAUGUUGCAAUAAUGUGCACAUUACUGUGCAAGAAAUUUGUGUGGAUUUGGAUGUUUUGUUUAUAUUUGGUGAAAUUGAUGGGGGAUGGGUUUCCCCCUUGAGCCUGGUUCCUUCCUAGGUUUUUUCCCAUCUGCCACAGGGAGUGUUUCCUUGCCACUGUUGCCUUAGGCUUGGGGGUUUAGGACAGGGUUGUCUGUAAAGCACAUUGUAACAACUGCUGUAAAAUAUGCUAUACAAAUAAAAUUUGAUUGAUUGAUUGAUUGAUUGAAUUUGAUUGAUUGCUUUGCAUAUUGCACUAAAUGGUUGAUCAUACAGCAGUCAAAAGUGAUGUCAGCCAUUUUCACCUUUGCAUGUAAGAGCAGAGGUGGUGACAGUGAUGCUUUGUCAUGACUGGGAGCCCAUGCGUUUUUUUCACCACAAAAGCUCUGCAACAGCUCCGCAAGGACUACACAAUGUGGUCAUCAGAAUGAUUCUGUUUUUUCAUUUGGGUCUUUUGUUAUUGAAAAGAACACAAUCCAGAGGAAACAUUUUACUUUGUUUUAAAUAAAUACUGUAUUUUGAGAAGA
This is a messenger RNA of Anguilla rostrata (American eel), 2476 nucleotides long. Its product is annotated as major histocompatibility complex class I-related gene protein-like. Gene Ontology annotation, biological process: immune response. NCBI's taxonomy places the organism in Eukaryota, Metazoa, Chordata, Actinopteri, Anguilliformes, Anguillidae. The record is from RefSeq and is a predicted model, not a curated record. The transcript is spliced from 5 exons. Gene Ontology annotation, cellular component: external side of plasma membrane. The coding region runs from base 109 to 1236 and encodes 375 amino acids.